AUGGGGACAGUUGUGAGUAAAGCUGCAAAUGGGAUUGGAGGAGUACUUGGAAACGUGUUAGCAGCUCCAUUUAAGAGCGUUUUUGGUGGAUCAUGCGAGGGCAUUUGUUCGGGGCCAUGGGAUGCAAUUUGCUUUAUUGAGCAUCUAUGUGUCUCCAAUCUGGUGAAGCUAUUGAUGAUUUUGGGCCUUUGUUUCAUAAUUUUGAUGUUCCUGUACCUAUUACUCAAGUUGGGGAUAUGCCAGUGCGUCAUAAGGAGCCUUUGCAAGAUAUGCUGGGCAGGUUGUGAAACAUACUGGUUUGCAUUAGAAGAUGUUACCUGUUUCUUGUGGCACAAGCUUAAGAACACAAAACGAGUAAAUCGCUACCACCGUCGUCGUCGUCGUUUUCGAGACAUUGAAGUAGGGUUUAGUUCAAGCAGUGAAAGUGAUUAUUCAGAUAAUUAUCAUCACCACCACCACCCAAGUUUCUCCAAAAGGAAGAACACAGAUAGAAAUAGGCAAAGACUGCAGAGCAAUCACCCUCAUAACCGUCAUGUAAAGUUGAAGAAUAGUGAAGUUUCAGUUCAUCUAAGGGCCAGUUCCAGGAGGCUAAGAAGUUCUCGACGCCUUCAAUUAAUUAAAGGCAGAAAACCACAAAAAGAGGUCAACAUAUAUAAGAGGAGGAGGAUGGGGUGA
Messenger RNA from Theobroma umbraticum, 675 nucleotides. RefSeq lists its product as uncharacterized. Lineage: Eukaryota; Viridiplantae; Streptophyta; Magnoliopsida; Malvales; Malvaceae. The record is from RefSeq and is a predicted model, not a curated record.